ACGGAAAGCGCGCCGCAAACAAGGCACAUUUCAGCCACACUAGAGGAUUUUUUUUUGUUUUUUUAGCAGAAUUUAGCCUAACCAACUCUGUUCGAUUUGCCCUUGUGCUUUGGUAGUAUUGGGAAAUGGCACUUCCGGUAUAAAAAAAUGCCAGAGAAAGAGACUGGGUCCAGCUGUCAUCAGAAAAUCAAUCACACAGAGAUGGAAACAAAGAACAACAAAGAAGCCGUGGCGGGAAUCUUUUCAGCGAUAAGCCACAACGGAAAUAACACACGAAAGGGAAAGUCAAUGAAAGCUGUUCGAGUAAGAGACAGUCCUUCCUCUCCUUUGUGAUGUAAAAAAUCUGCUUGCGACUCUAAAAGAAGCGAUCUAAUUUUACACAAAAGUAGUUAUCCGAGAGGAUGUUGACAUCUCGUUGUGAACGAGUUUGCUAGCUGCUCCACAGAAGUGUUUGUAUUCGUAGCGCGCCGCAAAAGAUGUCAUGUGUGUCAGUUCUAUGGACCGUUCUGUCUGUCCUGUUCACUGGUGCAUGCUCUCUGGCCAUCAUCUCACCUUUCUGGUUUGAACGAGUUCCCGAUCCAGAUGACGUCUCAUCCGAUAACAGUUCCUUUGUUGCAUUUGGCCUGCUAAGAUUUUGCAUCAAGAGAAACUUGGAAUCAAUACUUGAAAUGGAUGAGUGGAGUGAUUUCAAGAACUGCAAGUUUUAUUCAAGCUUCCAUGGAAUUCCAUCACUGUUUUGGAAGUUUUCGGUUGUGCUCUAUGGAAUAGGAGUCCUGUUACUUUUAGUGGCAAUACUGCUGGCCCAUAUCUCAUGUUGCUUUAAGAAAGUGUGUAAAAGAUCAGUGUUUGGAGUGGCAGGCGUGGUGCAGAUAUCGGCAGUUAUUUUCCUGGUCAUCAGUCUUGUGAUGUUUCCAUUGGGUUUUAAGUCACAGUUUGUCUCACAGCACUGCGGUUUGACUGACAUGUUCAACCCUGGACAAUGUAGUAUAUCAUGGGCAUACACCCUAGCUAUCAUGAGCACUGGACUUCUUAUGCUCUGCCCUGUUAUGGCUAGACACCUCAUGGUGACCACACCUAUGGCAAAGGCUACUGUUGUCUAAUAGAGUAUACACAUUAGUAAGGAUUCCCUAAAGAUCCCAACAGCAAAAAAAAAUGUAUGUAGUCAGGAGGGCAGGUAUCAGAAAUGUUAAAAAAAAAGCAGGCUCUUACCCAGGAUUUUCUUCUGGGAGGGUGCAAAAUCAGAAAAAGUGUGUGUGUGUGUGUGUGUGUGUGUGUGUGUGGGGGGGGGGGGGGGGGGGGGGUUGGCUUCAAAAACCUCUGACGUAUAGAUUAAUGCAUAUCAGGAUGAUCUAGAUUUUUUUAUCUUA
Messenger RNA from Nematostella vectensis (starlet sea anemone), 1367 nucleotides. Its product is annotated as LHFPL tetraspan subfamily member 6 protein. Bases 477 to 1100 code for a protein of 207 amino acids. Gene Ontology annotation, cellular component: membrane. The transcript is spliced from 3 exons. The record is from RefSeq and is a predicted model, not a curated record. Lineage: Eukaryota; Metazoa; Cnidaria; Anthozoa; Actiniaria; Edwardsiidae.